Cucurbita moschata (crookneck pumpkin) is the source of this 839-nucleotide messenger RNA. RefSeq names its product protein LIGHT-DEPENDENT SHORT HYPOCOTYLS 10. Bases 253 to 780 code for a protein of 175 amino acids. Gene Ontology annotation, cellular component: nucleus. The transcript is spliced from 2 exons. The record is from RefSeq and is a predicted model, not a curated record. Gene Ontology annotation, biological process: mRNA transcription; response to light stimulus. Lineage: Eukaryota; Viridiplantae; Streptophyta; Magnoliopsida; Cucurbitales; Cucurbitaceae.
GAAAUACAGAAACCCAAUUAGUCUUAAACGUUAUAUGACAAGAGAAUCGAGGCAUUAUCGUAUUGAGAUAUGAAUAAUAAGGGAGAAAAAGCAAGCAAUAUGGGCCAUAAGAUGUCUACUCAAUAGCUCCAUGAUUUGAUUUGCAUCCUCUACCACUCUUGUUCCCUAUUCAUUUCACCACCAAAAUUGAAAGCUUCCCCUCAAAAUCAAGCUCAAUUCUGAAUUGAAUCACCAAAAGAAGAAGAAGAAAUAAUGUCAAUUGUUGAAGGAGGAUCUUCCUCAAGUUCUUCACCUCACCCAACCCCAAGUAGAUAUGAGUCCCAAAAGCGAAGGGAUUGGAACACAUUUUGCCAAUAUUUGAAGAAUCAAAGGCCCCCAGUUCCUCUUUCACAGUGCAGCUGCAGCCAAGUGUUGGAGUUUCUUAGAUAUCUGGACCAAUUUGGUAAGACCAAAGUUCAUGUUCAAGGGUGCAUGUUCUAUGGCCACCCUGAGCCGCCUGCCCCUUGCACUUGUCCGCUAAGGCAAGCUUGGGGCAGCUUGGAUGCUCUUAUUGGGAGACUGAGAGCUGCCUAUGAAGAACAUGGUGGCGCCCCACAGAGUAACCCUUUUGCUUCUGCUGCCAUUAGGGUUUAUCUUAGGGAUGUUAGGGAAUGUCAAGCUAAAGCAAGAGGGAUUCCUUACAAGAAGAAGAAGAAGAAGAAGAAUGUUACUUCUUCUGUUCAAAGCAAAGGAGCUGAAGAAUCAAGCUCAAGCUCCUCCACCAUCCACUUUGUGCCUUGAGCAAUUAAGCCAAAAAGAUUUAUAUAUGGGACUAGAGUGGAUGAAGGGACCAAAAAGUG